GAAAGGAUUAUUUUAGAAAGAAAAUAGUACUAAAAGCAAAGCAAAUCACUACAGAGGCUUGCAAAACCACCUCUAGCACCACACUUUUCAGGAGAAGCCCCUGCUACAAGGCUGGCACCUGCCUCAGCGCCGAGAUCACCCCUCAGGGUUCAGAAGUCGGGGAAGUGCUAAGGUUUGAGUUUCAUUUCCUCAGUCAAGUCAGCAAGUAGUCAGAUUAACUGGAAAAGACAGGCUUUUCCAUAGGGCAAGGGAUAGAAGGGAGAAGAAAGUUUGGAGGGGAAGAAGGGUAGUUUGUGGUGGGUUUAUUUUUAGGAGCAGGCCAGCCAAGGUGCCUACAGAGAGCUGGGAAUGUCCGUAUGGUGGGAACGGUGGGGUGAACCAGCCAGGGGAUGGUUCCUCAGGUUGGUUUGUAGUGCUUGGUUAGGUCCAAGUUCUCCACUCUGGAAAAACGCUGGUACAACUCACCCAGUUUUUGCCAUUUCAGCAAAGGACAUCUGAGCUCUUGAUCCCAUCUAUGACCAUGGAGAGAGGAUCAAGCCAAAAUUGUACAACAAUUAACAUAAGAGGGUCCAAUAGAUGAACUGUUGUCUGGAAAUGCCCAUUUUCAUCGCCAGAAAGGAUAUUUUGGAUGCUAGCUCAGAGGUCUCCCUGGGAUGCAGAAUGAAUCCUGUAGUGUUUAGAUUUCGUUGGGUGCCCCUGCGCAAUACAAGGAAAAAGCCAAACUGCUAAUUGCACUGCUGGGAAGUUCUCUGCCCUUCACAGAAGAGGGUGCGGCCGCCCUUGCUGUGUUCCAGUAACCAUAGCACUUCCUAAAAUGUGCCAUGGAUUGAUGGGUGAUGUCCAAAGCUGGUAACAACAGUGAGUAAAGGGGAAAAAACCCAACCCUACAGAGGAACUAACUACGUGCUCAUCAACAGUUCCCCUUCUUAUGACAAAUCACGCUUUGCUCUCUUCUGGGGUGAACUGAUUGGCAGAACUGUUUUGCACCCCCGCAGCUAUGUUGGCGGUGGUUUUUUGUUUGCUUUGUUUUGUUAAGCCUAAGUAUAAAAUGAAAGCAGAUCUCAGCAAAGGACUUGUCUUCCUACACUGGAAGGAUGACUGGGAUCGUCCUCUUCCAAAUACUCCUGCUAGUUGGCCUCCUAAGUGCAAAGAGGUUUCAAUGUUUCCCUGAAUAUUGCCUUCAAGACAAAGACUACGAGGAAUUGCUGCAGAUUGUCAAAGAUGGGCUGGAAUCUGCAGCUCAUUCAGCAAAAGUGGUCAUCGUCGGUUCGGGAAUAAGUGGGCUUACAGCAGCAAAAUUGCUCAAAGACGCUGGCCACAUGGUUACCAUUCUGGAAAGAAGCGAUCAGGUCGGUGGGCGGAUCAGGACGUAUCGACCAGAGGGACAGGACUGGUACGUGGAGCUGGGAGCCAUGCGCCUGCCAAGCAAGCACAGGCUUGUCCAUGAAUUCAUUAGGCAAUUUGGCUUGAAGCUGAACCCAUUCAUCCAGACAGAUGACAACACCUGGUAUUUUGUGAAUGGCACUCUGGUAAGAACCAAUGAAGUGAACAGGAGACCCGACAUCCUAAACUACACAGUGAAACCAUCGGAGAGAGGCAAGAGCGCCAGCCAGCUUUACAGGGAAGCACUGAACAAGGCCUUCAAGAUGUUCCAGAGUGAAGACUGCAAAACGUAUCUGAAUAAACAUGACUCCUUCUCCACCAAGGAGUAUUUGAUUAAAGUAGGAAAUCUAAGCCAAGGAGCGGUUCAGAUGAUCGGUGACUUGUUGAAUGAGGACUCUGGAUUUUAUCUGUCCUUCCUUGCCUCACUGUGGGAUUUUGAAGUCUUCUCUGACGACAGUUUUUAUGAAAUCACAGGGGGCUUUGACCAACUGCCCAAAGCCUUCCACAAAGCGUUGCCCAAUGUCAUCCAGUUCAAUUGCACAGUGGAGAAAAUCAUCACCAAGGGAAACAAAGUUCAGGUGUUUUACCGUGCUCCAGACACUCUGGUCCCAUCCAUAGUAACUGCAGAUUACGUCCUAGUCACGUCCUCCGCCAAAGCCACCAGGCACAUCAAAUUCCUGCCACCACUCUCUCCUGCGAAGACCCACGCCCUGCGCUCCAUCCACUAUGGAAGCGCCUCCAAAAUAAUCUUGGCUUGCUCCGAGAAGUUCUGGGAGAAGGACGGCAUCCGAGGUGGACAGUCCAUCACUGACCGCCCUUCCCGGUUUAUCUACUACCCCAGCCACAACUUCUCCAGUGGGGUGGGGGUCAUCCUGGCUUCCUACACCUGGAAUGAUGAUUCCGAGGUUUUCCUGCCCCUCACAGAUGAGAAGUGCCUGGACAUCGUCCUCCAAGACCUGUCAGAUAUCCACCGCGUGAGCAAGGAGUACCUACAGUACACCUGUGACCAGUACGUGGUGCAGAAGUGGCAGCUGGACAAACACUCCCUGGGGGCGUUCGCUGCCUUCACCCCCUACCAGUUCACAGACUACUCGCAGGAUCUCUUCCAGCACGAGGGCAGGGUGCAUUUUGCAGGAGAACACACGGCUCAGCCUCACGCCUGGAUCGACACCGCCAUGAAAGCGGCAGUCAGGGCAGCAAGCAAUAUCCAUCAUGACAGUGGCGAAGCCCACGUGCUGAGCAAGGAGGGACAGUGGGAGCAGCCGGAGAGCUUCUUGCUGAAGGAAGAUCUCUGAGCAGGAUUCCUGCGCUGAACUCACUGGCUUGAAGGCACGUUUAGUGGUGUUUGUUUCUCUCCAAGCAAAGCCAACAGAAGGACAUCAGCAGCCAAGGGGGUUGAAGAACCAAACUGAAAGAACACUGACUUGGACUAAUAGCUACAUGAUUGAAGACUUCAUAGAACCAUCUCGUUUGGAAAAGACCUUUAAGAUCAUCAAGUCCAACCGUUAAUCCAGGGCUGCCAAGUUCACCGCUAAACUGUGUCCCCAAGUGCCACAUCUACACAGCUUGUAAACACUUAAUGAGGAUAGGAGGGAAUACUAGAAAAAAGUAAUAUCCAGGUAGCUUUCAUGACUCUAAUAUUGCCCUUUCUCAGACACACUGCAAUGUUUUAUAACUUACUUAUGUACAAAGUACUUCAGGAAAUGACUAAAAUGGAAUAAAGGUGGAUAUUU
Messenger RNA from Falco peregrinus (peregrine falcon), 3116 nucleotides. It is a transcript of the gene IL4I1, whose product is annotated as interleukin 4 induced 1. Bases 1095 to 2678 code for a protein of 527 amino acids. Gene Ontology annotation, biological process: amino acid catabolic process. NCBI's taxonomy places the organism in Eukaryota, Metazoa, Chordata, Aves, Falconiformes, Falconidae. The transcript has 7 exons. Gene Ontology annotation, molecular function: L-amino-acid oxidase activity; polyamine oxidase activity. The record is from RefSeq and is a predicted model, not a curated record.